Messenger RNA from Frankliniella occidentalis (western flower thrips), 831 nucleotides. RefSeq lists its product as uncharacterized. The transcript is spliced from 4 exons. The record is from RefSeq and is a predicted model, not a curated record. Lineage: Eukaryota; Metazoa; Arthropoda; Insecta; Thysanoptera; Thripidae. The coding region runs from base 127 to 750 and encodes 207 amino acids.
UCCGGCUCAUUCACGUCCAUUCUCUGUGUGGACGUAACACUUUAUUGCCAUCAACUGCCACUCCGUGUCACUGCUGCAGCGCCUCCCCGUCACCCAGUCGCCAUCACGUACAGCGAGUCAUGAGUCAUGAAUGCACCCGUCCUGGCUCUGCUCGUCGCCGCUCUGGUCGCGCUGGGGUCGGUCGGGGUCGGGGUGGUCGAGGGUCGCCUGAGUCGCGGAAGGGCUAAGAAGAUAAAGUUGAUCCCGAAGUACUACGCCAUACGCCACUGUGACAACAGGCCUUGCGGCAUGCGCGUGUUCAACGUGACAAAACACUUGGACCGGGAUGGGGUCGAGUACGUGGACGGUGAGCUGGAGAUGUUCAAACAGCUGAACGUCAUAAAAACGCUCACUUUGGUCGUCCACCGCUGCACCGGCGGCAUGGCCCCCAACCAGUGCGAGUACUUCAACCGCUGGAGCUGGUCCGCCGGGAUCUGCGCGCUCAUCUCGGCGAAGGGCAUGCCCUGGUCGCCGGCCUUCAACAGCAUGACGCCGGCCUUCAAGUGCCCCGUGACGGUGGGGCUGAGGCACGUACGCAACGCUUCGCUCGACCUGGACGCCCUGGUGCAAUGGGACGCGUCCAUGACGCUGGACAAGCAUAUAUGGCCCUUCGAGCUCCAGCUCCACAACGAAGCGGACAAGCUGGCGUUCUGCGUUCAAGGAAUAGUCGAAUACCAUCGGAUUCUGAUCAAAAGGGAUAGCGCUUCAUGACAUAACGCGUAAACUAGACGGCAGAGGGCCAAACUAGAAGAAACGGAGAAGUUUUAUCAAUAAAUGGUAUUAUGUUGGUAG